Messenger RNA from Kalmanozyma brasiliensis GHG001, 1680 nucleotides. RefSeq names its product WD40 repeat. The record is from RefSeq and is a predicted model, not a curated record. Gene Ontology annotation, molecular function: protein binding. Gene Ontology annotation, cellular component: nuclear pre-replicative complex. The transcript has a single exon. Lineage: Eukaryota; Fungi; Basidiomycota; Ustilaginomycetes; Ustilaginales. Gene Ontology annotation, biological process: DNA-templated DNA replication; rRNA processing. The coding region runs from base 1 to 1680 and encodes 559 amino acids.
AUGGCAUCUUCGUCAUCAUCCUCGUCGCUGUUUGCGACGGAGUGCCUCCUCUACUCGACCGCAUCCUCCUCCUCCUUGGUCGGUUCCAUGGGUCUCACCACGGUUGCCGCUCCAUCGUCUACCUCGGCUCUCUCCACGUUCAAGGGCGUCUCCGAUCCGGCUCCCCAUUCCGUCAGCGCCAUCCCCACAUCACCCAAUCCAGCCAUCUCAGGCACCGGCGGCCUCGUCUUCCAGCUUGAAAACAACAAGGCCACACUCAACGUCUUUUCAUGGCAGCGAGAUCACCCUUUGCAACGUAUCAUCUUGCCAUCCAAGCUUUCUUGCAUUGCUAGUUCACCAAAUGGCGAGCUGGUCGCAGGUGGCUCCUACGACGGCCGCAUCUUUCUCUGGCAGAUUGCAACGGGAGACCUCGUCGCAUCAUUCGACGCACACUACCGCUCCGUCACCGUGCUCAAGUGGACUUCCGACGGUGCAGCUCUCGUGACAGGCUCCGAGGACGCCCGCAUCCUCGUGUGGAGUCUAGCCGGUCUCCUCGCCCCACACGACCAGACCAGCUCCUCCAUCACCAGCUCCGAACACAACCCCACGCCCUACUGCACCCUCGCCGACCACAACCUCGCCAUCACCGACCUGCACAUCUCCAGCGGUCGCUUCCCGCAUCAGACCACCAUUCUCUCCAGCUCGACCGACGCCAGUGUUAAGCUGUGGGAUCUUCGCACAAGGAGUUUGCUGAGCAGCUUCGUAUUCGAACAGCCCAUCCACAGGGUCGCACUCGACUGCACCGAGCGCUUCUUUCUUGCUGCCACUUCGCCAUCUUCCUCGCACAACCUGGUCUACCGUAUCGACCUCUUCCGCAAGCGAGAUGCGUCGAGCAGGCUAGUCGAGACAAAGACGUCCACGACAGGGACGCAAUUUGACUUUGUGUCAGAAGGACUUCGGGGAGCAGCGUCCGUCGAAGCGCACGGAUUCGGCUCUUCCGCGGGUCCAACAACAGAACGCAUCUCCACCGAGGCCGCAAAAGCAGGGUCGAGCAUCAUUAUCAUCCGCGAACCCAUCUCUUCGAUGUGUCUCUCUCUCAACUCGACGGCCCUCCUGGUCGGCAGUCUGGCUGGCAACCUCUACGUCAUCGACGUGUCCAACUCUCAGAUUCUCCGCACCGUCUCGCUGCUAGGCAACGCAAAGGCGAGCGCGAUCACGGGCAAGAAUGCGGUGACGAACCUCAUGGUGCUGCCCAAGCCGAGGGAUCUGUUGGGGCAUUGGGAGACGUCUAGUGCCGGAAGCGGCGCAGGGGGCAACAUCCCCGUGCGGCCCGUCGCCAACUUCGGCCGACAGGUGUUGAGCGCGGAAGAACAUCGAUUGGCUACACCCUACUUGACGCGGAUCGGUGGCGGGGCAACGGCGCUGUUUGACGACGAGAGUGUAGACGAAUUCAUCGAUCCGGAGUGGGAUAGUGCUCUGGUAUCGGAUGAGCUGCUGGGGAGGAACGUGGGCUCAACGCCAGCGGCGGGAGCAACGAGCGCGUCAACGGUAAACGCGCAAGCGCUGAAUGAGGCGGAGAGGUUGAACCGCGAGAACAAGCUGCUGCGAACACAGCUGCAACAGGCUAAGGCGAUUAAUGAUGAGAUGUGGUCGAGACUUAUACAGGAUAGGCUGUCGAGUCAGGUCGCUGCCAGCGAGUAG